This is a messenger RNA of Branchiostoma floridae (Florida lancelet), 2124 nucleotides long. Its product is annotated as glutamate receptor ionotropic, kainate 2-like. The transcript has 9 exons. Bases 1 to 1281 code for a protein of 426 amino acids. Gene Ontology annotation, molecular function: ligand-gated monoatomic ion channel activity. Gene Ontology annotation, cellular component: membrane. The record is from RefSeq and is a predicted model, not a curated record. NCBI's taxonomy places the organism in Eukaryota, Metazoa, Chordata, Leptocardii, Amphioxiformes, Branchiostomatidae.
AUGUCAAAACAUAUAUCAGAGGUGGGGACCUGGACUGCAGAAGACGCGGCUGAGAUCCAGUCCAGAUGGCAGAAACCCACCGAAACUCGCCUCCUCUCGGGACGGCACCUCCGAGUCUAUACCGGUCUGAGUAAACCAUUCUUCAUGAAGAAACCAGGCAAAAGUGGUGAGGCUGGGUCAACUCCGUAUCAAGGCUAUUUUGUAGACAUGCUGGAGAUGCUAGCUUCGCGCCUGAACUUCACCUGGGACAUCACGCUUGGUAGUAGGGUGCGGCCUAGGAUCAUAGCAGCGGCUGAGUCGAAGAAGUAUGACUUGCUUCUAGUUGGCAUGGCCAUGCGCACUGGAUAUGCAGGCUGGGAAAAAGUCGAGUACUCCAUCCCAAUACGGACACGUGGUUACUUCCUGACCAUGAAGAAGUCAAAUCGUCAUGAAGGUCAAGGCAUCUUUCAGUUCAUGGGACCAUUUUCUGCGGAGGUGUGGCUCACCUUUGUGGCCGCUGUUGUGGGAGUAAGUCUUGUCAUGGCGGCAAACGGCCGUCUGAACCCGUACGAGUGGUCCAAGGCAGCUGGGCGGGGAGAGGUGUCAGAGGAGGAGGCAGACAACCUCAGCCUCGUCAACAGUCUCUGUUAUGACCCUGUAAAGACCAACUUAGCUGCCUUCCUGUCCAGACCAUCAACAGAGCGGAGCAUCAGGAGCCUGGCUGAUCUGGCUCGCCAGACGGACGUGCCGUACGGGACCUACAAGGGAUACACCAUCGUCAAGUUCUUGAAGAAGUCUCAGGAGGAACCUUUUAAGACCAUCGGUCGAUAUCUGGACAAGAAUUCAGACGAGGUUCUCUUCAACAAGGGGGUGCAGGCAUUUGAGCGUGCUGCUAAGGGCGACUUUAUCUUCAUCUCCCCAACCACCUACGAGUACGAGAUCCUCAACGAGAGGUGUGACAUGGUCAUCCUCACCGACGAGUACUUCUUCAAGUAUGAGGUCGUAUUUCCGUUUCCGGUUGGUUCACCCUACCGGGCCGAGAUCAACCAGGCCCUGAUGAAGAUGACAGAGGACGGGCAGAUGGACGCCCUUACGAACAGAUGGUUUAACAAGAAGAUGUACAAAUGUUCCACUGGCUCCACUCAAGAGGGCGUGCUGGAUAUGGAGCAAUUGAAUGGGGCUUUCUACUAUCUCAUGAUUGGGAUGGGGACCUCCAUCUUAGUCUUCGCACUGGAAUGGGUGCAUUUUAAGUUCAAGAAGGGGCGUUCAAGCGACCCUGCCAAUAGAGGUGACCGCGUGUAGUUAAAGCGAGUUUGGCCAGGUGUAAGAAGUAAAAGCGUGGUCAGUUCAAGGAGUUUGUCAAUUAACCUGCAAUCACGCUUGCUUUUAUUGCUUGAAAUAUGCCACCGAAAAAUCAUAUAUCAGAUGACAAUUGGAAAUGUGUUGUCUGCAUGAAUAACCGACUUUUAUUGUAACUUGUGCCUCUGUGGGCCAAGUACAGGUCGUCAACAACUAUUGAGUCAAGACAUAAACGUAAUAUACUAGUAUACUAAUAAUGUGCAUAUAUACUACUACUACGUAUACACUCAGGUUUGCCUUUUCGCUUUUUAUGAUCAGUACAAUACAAACAUACAAAUUUUGUUACAGAUGGUUUAAACGAUUGUAUUAAUGUGGAUACAUAUUUGUGUAUAAUAGGCGGAAUAACUAUAGCAUAAUUUGCAGUCUACGACAAAACGAAAAUCCUCUUGUAUCCUGUUUUGGCUGCCCUGUCGGCAGAUUCGUCAGUUUAGAUAAUUGUGCUUACGUCAUGAUUUCAAAAUUGUGUAGUUUUGUUCUAAUAUUAUUGUGUUAUACAUUAUCAACAUUCAUGUACGCGUUCUCACUGUAUAGAAGCAGCAAAAAUGUGAAAAAAUUGCUGUCAUUUAAAACAUGCUGCAUGUGAAACUGCAACCAGAUAUGUUAACCGUAUUCAGACGCUUGAACACAAUCGGGUGUUUUCGAGCUGUUGUUUGUAUUGCAGAAGUACGAAUGCACGUAAAGUAACUUUAACGCUUCCUGUUGAAAGUGUAGACCGUGUUGUAUAUUCAGGCUACUAGGCCAUUGAACAACGCUGAAUAAACGUCACUAAUUGUGUAGUCGAUGUAA